Messenger RNA from Lytechinus pictus (painted urchin), 3853 nucleotides. RefSeq lists its product as uncharacterized. The transcript has 3 exons. The coding region runs from base 178 to 3375 and encodes 1065 amino acids. The record is from RefSeq and is a predicted model, not a curated record. Gene Ontology annotation, cellular component: membrane. Lineage: Eukaryota; Metazoa; Echinodermata; Echinoidea; Temnopleuroida; Toxopneustidae.
AUCAAAGAUGAGAUAGAUCACAACAAUCAGAGCAUCGACGUCGUUCUUAAGCUGUGCAGUCUUCUCCAAGACGACGAUUGGUAUCUCAGCACCCAUCAACGAGAGAGAGAAUCUCUUCAACUGGGCGCUAUCAAUGUGGAGAGAAGAUGGCAGAAUAUCAGGACGCACUCCGAAGAGAUGUUAUCCCAUGUCAGGCAAGCUCUGGAAACCACCAAGGCCUAUUCUUCUGGUACAUCCUCUGGAGAUGAGCAGAGGUCAAUAACACCAGACCUUCCCUUCAUCAUGGAAGAGAGCGACCAUGAAGAGGCAAAACCUCAACUAUCUCAGUCAGAGAACUCCAUCCAUCUUAUCCAUUCAAGGUUCCAACCUUCCGGGGCCAAAGACGAUGACAUGGUCGAUGGCUAUGGCAACAGGAUGCACAACCAGGGACGGACAAUUGAGUAUGAUGAUAUCUUGGUGGCAAGGGAAGCGUUCUCCGAGAACGAUGCCUUCAGCAUCAGCGAUGCCUCUGAGGUCUCUGCUGAGGAUUUUGCCUUUGAUGAUCAUCUUCCGUUGAAGGAUGAGGAAGACGAGGAGGGUGAUCUAGGGCUUGAUGAUGACUUGGUGCUCCCGCUCAGUGAGACACCAGACAUCAUGGAGCUCACGGACGAGAUGCUGGAUGCCUAUCUUCAGCUUGAGGAGGAUUUUCUCCAGGAGGUAGAGGAUGAGAUGCAGGAGGAGGAGAAGACUUCCAAGGCAGCAGCAGCCCUGGAGUUCUGGUCGAUGUCUCCAAGAGAGGAACACAUGCUGAAGGCAGAAGAUCUUCAAAAGAUGCAUGCCGCACUGAAGGGACAAAUUGAGGAGCAGAAGAUAGAAGAGGGAGAUGGGGUAGAGGAGGAGAAAGAAGAUGAGAUGUCUUUUGAGAAUAUGUGCAAUGCCUACUCUGAAGCAGUAGCAAAUCUUGAAGGAGACCAUGGUCGCUUAGACUCGGUUGGUUCAGACUUUCUGUCGGAGGAAGCAGAGGAAGCCUUGGAGUGUUUGGCAUCAGAUGAAGAUAUCGGAGAUGAAUAUGACGCAGAUCUGGACGAUGAUUGUUUCUUUACAGAGGAUGCAGUCCAUAGCACCACCCAACCAUUAGAUAUCAUGUACACGGAAGAAACGCAAGAAUUCAAUGAUGACUUUGCCGGGUGGAUGAUUGGUUCCAUGGAAGAUGUGGCAGAAUACCCAGACUCUUUGGAGAUGGAAUCCUUUACUUCUGACGGGAGCUCAGAAGGAAAGGAAUCCUCUCACUUACAGAAUAGUAAAGAAGAGGAAGAGGAGGAGGUAGAAGAGGAGGAGGUACAUGAAGGAAUGGAAGAUGACCUUCCAGAAAUCUGUGCGGAUGAUUCCAUCUUCUCUUCUGAAGAGGAUGCAUCUGCUUCAUCCCCAACACUGCUCUCUACGUGGCCUCAGGAAAACCCACAUUUUUUCCCACCUAUCUCAAAUGAGUCGUCAACCAAUUCUUUGUUUUCCUCUCUCAAGAGCCUCUCAUCCUCGCCUGAUGCUCAGUCAUUUUUCAAAGGCUCCAGGCUUUUCCCAUCUCUGUUAUCAAAUGAUGAGGCCAGCAGCUCUCCAAGAUGCGAAGAAGAGGAAACUACCCCUGUCAUUCCAUUUCGAAGACACAGUUUGGGUCAGAGGAGACAUUCCCAGUGGUCAAAUGGUCCAACUGAAAAGGAGGAAGAGAAGGAUAAUCUUUUAGAAAUAACGGGUAUUAGUCUAAGUCACAUGUAUGAGUCUUUGGAUUUUGUGACUGAACUUGUGCAUCAGAUAGCACCUGAAGAAAAAGACAGAAGUCCUGAGCAAAAUUCCAGAUUUUCUGACUUUUCAGAUGCUUUGGGUAGAGCAGAAGUGAAAACGUCCCAUUCCUUGUCCGAUAGUUUUGAUAUCGUGUCCAACAUUGUCCGUAGAAUGGUGCCAAGUUAUGAUGAGGAUUUGGACUCAGUGGAGGAGAGAAGCUCCGCAGGCGAACAAACAGAUUCCAUGGAGGAAGUAGAUAGUUGUAGCCAAUCAGAGGGCUUACAGGAAGUUAUUGAGGCAGCCAGCAAUACAACGCUAAGUGAUUCACUUCCUCUCAGCCACUCUCUAUGGCGGGAUUACAUGCAAACUUGUACUGGUAGUUUCAAUUUCACGUGGCCAGCGGGAGAAGCACACUGUGAUAGAGACUGCACUGAAUUGGCUAGUAUUCAGGCUGCCGUGAAGCAUACUUUAUCGAAAGCACUGAAGGGAGAAGACAACGAGGAAGAGAGUGCAAUCAUGAGUCCUGAGCAAGGAAAGAAGUCAAAGAAGAACAAACGCAACAAGAGAAAGUCUGGAUCUUCUGUAUCCGACACGCAGUCGGUACAGACAGAAGGCAGCUGUACAGGUAGUUGCGAUACAGGAUUCAACUCGCUGCUGAGUACCGACGACGAGAAGUCGACCCAUGACGCGCUGAAGCUCUCCGAAGUUGACAGCCCUUGUACCGUCGUGGAUGAGAAUGACACUUCCCUCAACAAGUCGGGCUAUAUGAGUUACGUUUCUCAGAUCGCAGAAGCCUGCUCUGAAGGUAACUUGGACCAGUACCUGAGCACCCAGAAGCACAAGCAGUGUUACCUGUGGUCGGUGCCACCUCCUGCGGAGGACAGCCCCGAGGAAGCUGCUCUGAAGGAAGAGAUCAUGGGGCUGGAGAAGGAGGUCAACGAUCUCCUACUGUCCACCGAGGAACUGGAAUCCAAGUGGGAGCUGGACUCCCAGGGCACCGAUAACACCGACCGCCUGAUGGAGGCGACCAACACCCUGGUGGAAGAACUGAAGAGCGGGAAGAACCUGGAGGCGGAAGACCUGGAGGAGGAUCAGGUCGGGAGCUGGAAGGAUGUCAUCGUGCUGUGGAUGGAUAAGAAUGGCAGGGUACGGGAUGCCGAGACACAAGGCUGCACACCAAUCACUGUCUCACCGGACUAUUUGCACUCUGAAGGUGGACAUAUGACUCCUAUUAUUGAGGAGAUUACCUCGAUGGAAGCGUUGGAAGCACACCAGAAGCCCGCCAUCUUACCCAGACAGUACCAAGACAUGGACAUGGUGGACCAUCCCGGUAGCGCGACCCACUCCCCACACCACCACACCCAGAGAACCGUCGUCGACGCCAAGGAUGCCUGCGAGCAGUACGAACUCCCGAAGCAAAGUAAGUCCUUCACAAGACGGGUCUUGGGCGUGGCCUUUCCCAUUCAGCUACUCCUCUUUCUCUGCACCAUCUUGGUCCUGGUGCUCCCGUCCAUGGUGGUACCGUACCACGGCGACUGCUACCUGUCGCUCACCGACAACCUCAUGUUGGAUGCGUCGGGCCCGGUCAUGAGCUACGUCAGAGGGCCGCCGCCGGUGUGAAACCCUUUCCACCGAACUGACAACGUAAUUGGUAUACAACUCAUUUUACAAACUCGCCUCAUUUAUCUUUGAUGUCAUUUGAUGUCAAUAUUUUAUUUUGCUUUAUGAAUGUCAACGUCAUAUAUUUUCAACCUCAUCAUAUAUUUUCAAUAUUGUUUUCCUUUUCCAUAGUGAUAUAUUGUGAGAAAUAUUUAUUAGUGUGCGAUGUAUUGUAGAACAAGAAAUUCAUCUUUCAUUUCAUAAAUUUCCCAUCAUUUUAUUUGAUGUUUUCCAUGUUUCUUUCACAAUUAGUGUUUAGAAUCAACUGUGGAUGUGUGAUAGUGUUUGUAGUGAGUCUAUAAACUUAUUAUCACGCUUAAUUGAAAUGGCAAUCUAUUUUUUAUCAGAGUUAUUUUCUGCUUUGUGGAAUAAAAGAGUAUAGUUUGAUGUGGAACUAUAUAUAUAUUUGCCAUGUUUCUGGAUACCAAAGUUGUGUAAA